AUGAUAGGGGAUAAUAUUCUAAGCCAUACUGAUAUUAUCACGGAGUUGAUAGAGAACGUGAACAAGUAUCAUCGCUCCGAUGACACUAGAAGUACUACUAGCAGGGAUAUAGCUGUUUGCGUCGCCAUGCAGAUCCUGACGUAUGCUCCACUUCAGCGCAGGACACUGACAGUAAUGUACCACCCUCAAUCUCCAAAUGGUGGCUGGGCUACUCAAGAUGGGAAAUCGCCAGAUCAAGCAAUUUCAGAAGGAGCUCCACACUUGGUAAAGCUUGUACAGAAUAAUAACACGAAAAGGACAGCCGGCACAUUGGAGACGACGGACGUGUACUUUCAGAGACUUUUAGUUGAAUUUCAUUUUGCUAUUGACUCUCCCAAAACGGAAGAUACCUUACAGGAGUUAUAUGAUUUAUAUGAGGUGCUGAAUGAUAAGGCAGGAUUGGCGAACUGCAGAUUGAUGCAAGCAGAUGGCUUGUUGUCGCCUCCUUUUGCAAGUCCCGUUACUCAGAACUUGAUUCCCAUUCACACCUCAGAUGCAGCUGGAGACAAUAGCUUCUGGGAUCCUAUCGAGAACAAGAUUCUCGCACUGAAGGAAAGCGACCAAGCUAGUAGGUGCUAUGAGGAGAGUCUUCAACUUUUCCGGGAAUCAAAUUGCCACCGCGGGCAAGCUGCUGUUUUGCUUCGUCAGGGCAGCAUAUUGCAUGCCCGAGCUUGCUCGUUAUCGCCAAAAAGUCUUGACAGAGGGAAAUAUCUGGAACAAGCAACGAAGAAAUACGAUGAAGCACUCGCCCUUUUCGAUCUGGACGAGGCUAACAUACAGACUGUAAAAACCAACCAAAUCCUUCUCGAUAUUACCAAAGCCAACGUUCCUAGCAGAGAUUUGAAAAAUCGUGCAGGCGAAAUUGGGAAAUGGGGACGGGACCACAAGAACGAGCAAUUAUCGUUGCAUCUGUGUAUAUUGAUGCUGCGAUUUGCUCGCCGGGAAUGGCAUCGAUAUACGAGUUUUGAUGCAGCAAUUCUAGGCUACGAAUGCGCACAUGCGUGCGCUACGGAGCUUGGUAAUAUUGUCGCUGCAUUUGUGUCCAUGUCUGGGAGGGCAGAAGCAUAUCAUGAAACAAAUUAUAGGCCCGCAGCGAUUGUCAUGGUAGAACAGUGUAUCAACAUGUUUCACCCUGUCUUGAACUACUACGACGAUCUGAUCAAUUCGACCAACGAUAAACCAUUGGGUAAAGUUGAUCGACGACAUAUAAUUAUCAAGAAAAUGGAUUUCGUGUGGUCAUUUGCCACAUAUGCUGGUCGGGUAUAUUCACGAAUCGAUUCACUUGAUCGCUUCAAUAGCUGGGAAGAUUGGUUUCUAUCCUACGUGGAGAAGGAUGAAAACUAUAAAACUCAUAGACGGGAAUAUCUGGACUAUCAGGACAAGCCCAAUGAGCGCUCAGUGAAGGAAAUCUUGGGCGCGACUUUGGAAGAAAUCAUGGACGAAGCGAAUCUCGACAGAUCUGUUUCAAGAAAAUAUCGAAUCGCCGAAAUCAUGUACAAACGAUUGAUACGGGAAGGAAAUUGGAGAGAAGCUGAGGCUAUCAUGCAUCGGUUUAUAGAGGAUUUGACAACGUUUAAAAAGAUUUAUACGCGCGACAUGUAUCAAAUGCUUGCUUGUCAUUUGAUAGGUGAUACUGGGAAAGCCAGAGAAACAUUGGACUCGAUGACCGAUGAUGAAAUGUUUAAGAACAAGCUCGGAGAGCUCAAUUUAUCUGAAAUCCGUGGUCACGCCCGUUUUGCGUCGUUCUCAAUCAAUGCAAUCCACGCCUGUGUCAUCGCCGAGGACUGGGAACGCGGGGCCAGAAUUUUGUCUAAACUCCUGGAUCUUGAUCCGAAUUUCAUUCAUGAAUCAUCCAAUACCGAAACAGUGGUUUAUUUACCAUUUAGACUGGCUAUUGCUGGAUGCAUAUAUUUGAACAAUUCGCAACCAGAAUUGGCUUUCAAGGCCUUUCUCAAAGUACGACAUAUAUUGGAGAUGACUCGAAGCCAGACAGUCGACAUAGACGCUAAAGUCGGCGUCCUGGCACAUAACAGAACCAUGGAAGCAUACUUGAUUCUGGCAGAUAUUUGUCUCCGGUGCUUGGCCGCUGGUCUGCCGGUGGGUAUCUUGAAUAGCUAUGAGCAUGGCCACCCCUCCGGAACGGCGUGGGAAGAGCAUGCAUUGUUGUUUAUGGAGGAAGCAAGGGCAAGGUCACUUUUAGACUCACUCGUGACAUCUCCUCAGAAGGAAUCUGGAUCUAAUAAAUUAGGACAACAAAUCUCCGAGAUGGUCUACAAACGCAGGGCUCUGACCCACCUUCAGUUUCUAUCAGAACGUACCGAGGAACAAGAAAAGGAACUCGCAAAUCUAGCUGCAGAAAUUGAAAAUCUAGACAUUGGGGGCGUUUCUUCGUCAACAAGUGAUUUGAUCAAUACUGUCACCUCACCCAUUGCUCCUCAUAGCCUGUUCGCCCAUCUGAAUGAUGAUGUGAUUGUUAUCGAGGGAGCAUUCUAUCGUACUGGAUGCCUUCUUCUGGGAGUAACCAACAAGGGCAUUGAAUCAUUCCAGAAAGGGACGACGCGGUUAAUUGAGCUCCAGAGACUGGUGAUGAACUUAAUGCAAACCAUGAGAACAAUGGAUGGCACGCAUAGCGAGGAUGAGCAGGAGCGAAAAUCCCAAGUAGAAGCGCUAUCCAGCCAGAUUUCAGAGAUUCUUCUGGCACCAUUUACCGAAAUUAUUAGAAGAAAACGGCAUGUCAUCUUUUCCGUGUCGGAGCCACUGACUGCAUUCCCUUUUUCUGCAUUGAUGUUCGAUGGGAGGCCGCUGGUAAUGCAUGCGGCUGUAUCACAGAUCCCAAGUCUGACGGUUCUGUACCAUCUAUCGAAACGGCCCUCAGGCUCGUCUACUCCAACGGUGUCAGUGUUCACAAAAUCACUUUCUGAGGGUGAUGUUUCAGCCGAAUCACGACUUACACGUCAACACUCUCUGCCAAUGGCGGGAAUUGAAGCAGUAAACAUUUCAAAUAUGUUUUCUACAUGGCCUAUUGAAGCAUCAACACUUACUCGAGGCCAAUUCCGAGACCAUAUCGAAGAACACACCUCUGUGCUCCACAUUGGCACUCAUGGAGUGGUGGAUCUAGAAAAUCCACUGCUUUCAUCCAUCUCCAUCGGUGAAGACUUUCGAGUCAUCGACAUGUCUCAAAUUCAGACCAAGGCCAAUCUUCUUGUCUUCGCCGCAUGUCUGAGUGGUCUCGGCCGAGCUGUCGGGAAUGAUGUUUUGGGGUUCACACACGUUGUUCUUGGCACGGGGUGUCAGGCGUACAUUGGAACACUGUUUGAAGUCAGCGACUUUGCUUCUAUGGUACUUAUGACCCUGUUCUAUCGGAAUCUUAAAAGCAAUCCAAGCCUAUCCCUGGCCGAAGGACUACGGAACGCGCAGGUUGAGUUUUUACAGUUCGAUAAUGAAAAGGCAACCGAGUUCAUUGAUAGUCUUCUCGAUUUGUGGAAUCUGCCGACAGAGAAAACUGAGACUGAUGAUGAGAUAAAAAGCCCCACUGACAUAGUCCCAGAAGGGAAGUAUUUGUUGACUCUGCAGAAAAUGUUGUUGCCGCAGCUGGAUUGGACAAGCCCAUUCUUUUGGGCUCCUUAUGUGUUGAUAGGCUAUGGAGACUUUAGCUUCUUUCGUGGGCCUGAGAUAGCGUCCCUGAACCUUGUAGAUCAUUUGAUUGGACAAGCAGUGGAUGAGGUCGCCUGA
Molecule: messenger RNA, 3771 nt
Organism: Talaromyces proteolyticus
Lineage: Eukaryota; Fungi; Ascomycota; Eurotiomycetes; Eurotiales; Trichocomaceae
Product: CHAT domain-containing protein
Exons: 2
Coding region: 1-3771 (1256 amino acids)
Molecular function (GO): protein binding
Source: RefSeq, a predicted model, not a curated record